Messenger RNA from Haplochromis burtoni (Burton's mouthbrooder), 5437 nucleotides. RefSeq names its product transmembrane channel-like protein 6 (gene tmc6a). Gene Ontology annotation, cellular component: plasma membrane. The record is from RefSeq and is a predicted model, not a curated record. NCBI's taxonomy places the organism in Eukaryota, Metazoa, Chordata, Actinopteri, Cichliformes, Cichlidae. The coding region runs from base 151 to 2463 and encodes 770 amino acids. The transcript has 18 exons. Gene Ontology annotation, molecular function: mechanosensitive monoatomic ion channel activity.
ACUGUGAGGUUAUCACAGAAGAAGUUAGACAGUGUGACAAAAUAAAGCAUCAUACUCAUUUGCAGAUAGUUUAUUUUCAGAAGUGCAACACAGCACUGCUCCACUACACAGCAGACUCGUGUUUGAGAUAAACGGUGAUCAUCAAAAACCAUGGAUUACAAUGUGAACAUUUGUGAAACAGAUAUCGACUACGAGAAUCUGGCAGAUGGAGAACCAGCUCAGGAUUUCUCCUUCAAUCCCAUCAAUGAGCCAGAAACCAGCACCCAAAAUUGCCCUGAAAUACUGGAGAUGGAAGUCUUUAAAGAAUGCACAGAUGUACAGUCAAACAGAAGCAGUUACACGAGUGACGAAUCACACGACAGAGAAGAGAUCAGCCAUCUGCAGAGACACGGCUGGUCGGCUGCAACGGUAAAGGUGCUCGCCUCGAUGCCUAGUCGCACUGCAGAAUUAAAUAAAUCCCGGCGAGUGCGAUAUCAGGCCUCAUCCCAUGAAUCUCCUCACCUCUCCAGACCAGUCCAGGGUGCCUCUGUUCUGGCAGAGGCGGAGGAAAUCAACACUGAAGAUUCCAAUUUGUGCGCCGCUGAAAAUAAUAUGGACCAGCUGGUGUCCAGCCUCCAAGGCCUCUCAGUGAGUGAAGGCACCCGCAAGCUGCGAGCAAUGCCACUUAGCUUGGCAGAUAAGAUCGAAAUCCGAAAAGUUGCUUUCAGUUUAAAAACUGAAAGUUCAUUCAUCGGCAGAAAUAUACCCUGCUACACUCAUCUAAGCAUGUACAUUUCAAUGACUUGGCGCCACUGCCUCUUUAGCUGCCUGCCCGUCUUCAGUUCGUUCAAAUUGUGGCAUUCAGCCUUGAAGACACUGAGCGGACGUUACGGAACCGGUGUGCUGUCCUACUUCCUUUUUCUGAGAACACUCCUGUUCCUUAACCUUCUCCUCUUUGUCAUCACUGGCUUGUUCCUAAUCAUCCCACAAGCCAUCAACCCUCCUCACAGUCCUAAAGCAGACUUCAGUGGUAUUGAGCUUCUCACGGGCACGGGCUACUUUUCUGACAGCUUGAUGUUUUACGGCUAUUACUCCAGUGAAACGUUACCUGGAGACCAAUACCGAAUGCCAGCAGCCUAUUUCUUUACCAUCGGCUUCACCCUCUUCAUUAUCUGCAUCAUCCUUGUGUACAGGUUGUCCAAAUCCUUCGGAAAAAACUUUCAAGUCCUCAAAUCGAACAAGAAUCUGGCUGUGAAAGUUUUUUCUUGCUGGGACUUUAAAGUGAGCAAGAAGAUAUCUGUCAGACUCCAGUCUGAGAAAAUCAGCACUCAGCUCAAAGAGCAGCUGUCUGAGAUGAUCAAGGGAGAAGACAAAAAGACCUGCAUGCAACAACUUCACCGCCUUAUUGUUCAUCUGUUGGCGUGGACCGCAUGCUUAAUAAGCAUUUUCUUGGGCACCAUAGGAGUGCACAACCUGUCAGGAAAAAAAUUCAACAUCAAGACCACUUUAAAUCUGCCCAAAGACACUGAGUUGCUGGUCUUGUCAGCAGUGGUGUCGGGCAUGAACCUGUUACUCCCUGGCUUCUUCAACUUGUGCGUUUGGGCAGAGCAAUAUGAAUCACCUGGCACACGUGUCUAUGUCUCUGUCUUCAGGAACCUGCUGUUGAAGGUCAGUGUUAUUGGAGUUCUAUGUUAUCGCUGGCUGGAGAGCAUUCCAGCCAAUGGUCUGGAGUGUUGGGAGAGUUCAGUUGGCCAAGAACUGUACCGGCUCCUUGUGAUGGACUUCAUCGUUACGGUGCUUUACACUUUUUUGGGAGAGUUCCUAUGGAGGGUCUUUUCCCAGACAAUCCUGCAAAAGAAAAGAAAGCCAGUGUUCGACAUUGCUCGUAACGUGUUGGAGCUCAUAUAUGGGCAAACUCUUACAUGGAUCGGAGUUCUGUUUGCACCACUUCUUCCUGGAGUCCAACUAAUAAAACUGAUUGUGUUGUUUUACAUGAAGAAGAGAAGUCUCAUUCUCAACUGUCAGGCCUCAAGAAAGCCCUGGAGGGCCACUCAAAUGACAACGCUGUUCAUUUGCAUACUGUGGUUCCCCUCAUUUCUUGGCACUGUCGUGACUAUCAUUUAUACAGUAUGGACAAUCAAACCCUCGGAAAAGUGCGGCCCUUUCAGGAAUCUCACAACAAUGUUUGAGGGAGGGCAGAUGUCGACCAGGCACCUGGAGGAUGCUCAUCCAAUCCUGAAGUGGCUCAGCUGGGUCUACGACUGUUUGGUAGAGAAUCCAGUGUUUCUAUUCCUCGCCAGUGGAGUCUUUCUAAUGGUGAUAUACUUUCAGGCUCAAGUUGUUGAUGGCCAGAGGAAAAUCAUCAGCCGGUUAGAAAAGCAGAUUGAAAAUGUAUGCAUAAGUUUGUCUAUGUUAGCGGCAUUUCUGAGUUUAAGCGCUAACACUCGCACCAUGUUAAGGCUGACACUGAUGGCGUACUUUUAAAAUGUACAAGUAGCAUUUGAACUGCUUUUAGCAUUUCCCCUGAUGAUGGCAGCGGAGAAAAAAAAGGCAUCGCUAAAGAUGUGAAAAUUCCUUCUGAGUUGAGAGACAGAAAUGACAAAAACAAAUUCAGCAUCCUAGUUUGAAUUCAUCAUCUGAGUAUAUAUGGUUAUGUUAAAAUUCUUCUUUCGUCUCUUCCCUCCUAGUUUUCACUUCUUCCUCCUGUCUUUUUGUCUGUGACAUCAUCUCUAAAGCUUACAGCCUAUACGGUCACUUCUUCACCUCCCUUUUAUACUGUCCUUUGCUUUGGAUGGUUGACCCAGGUAUUUAAACUCAUCCAUCUUCAGUACUUCUACUCCCCUCAUCUUCACCUUUCCACCUGCUUCCGUCUCAUUCAUACACAUAUACUCUGUCUUACUUGUACUGACUUUCCUUUCUCUUCUCUCCAAUGCAUGCCUCCACAUUUCCACUCUCUCUUCCUCCCGUUUUACUGACACCCAAUCAUUUGGACAUUUAAUACACGCUUUAAUUCUUUUUCUGUCUUGAUCAUUGUAGCUGACUUUUCAUGUGCUUUUUAUAAUGCCGCUUCAUGGUGAUCUGAACAGACAAAAGAGCUUCCAGUGCUACUGAAAGGGCUUGCUACAAGCGUUCAAAGAUCUGUGAAACAUAGUCCAAAACAUUAGUUUUAUUGGAUUGUGCAGAAGUUGUUAUUUAAAUAGUUUUAAAAGACCCCUGCACUGAAUAACCAAAAACAACUUCAGCUGGGCUAAGACACAGGGAUCCUUGUUUAGCUUCCCGUAUUGCACACACCAUUAGUGGAACUCCUUCAUCCCAGUCAUUACCAGUAGCCAAACAGCACUUCUGAAGCAUAGAUUUAAUAGUCUGGUGCCACCUUUCCAGAGCUCCCUAGGACUCAGGAUGACAGGCACUAGAGACCACAUGUUUAACUACUAAGAGUCUGCAUGACCUAGUUAAAGAGCACUCAAAAGAAUCUGUUGUUGGAUGAACACAAUUUAAUCAUGGCACCUAUUUCCACGUGAUUUAACCAAGUACAAUAACCAAUUUUUGAUCAUGUCAAACCAACACAUUUGGCAUUUGGUGGUUUAAUGUAAUCAGAUUACAUUGGAUCAACGUAGUAUACUUACAUUGAGUUGAAGUGAUUUAUUUAAGUAUGAAAUCUGUUUUAAUUCAUUCUACACAAGUUAAGGAAAAUGCAAAGAAAUCUUGUUGCUUGAAUAACUACUUUGUUAAGCAAGGCAAUUACUGCUAGUCUUGCGUAAUGAACCAAUACAGGGGUUGAUGAUUUUAUAGAGAAAAACAACCAUUUACACUUAGAUUUAUGGGUAAUGCAGAAUCACCAGUUAACCUAACUCUAAUUACACACAGCAAACUAGCCAGAUUGUGGAUUUGAACCCAGGUCCUUCUUGCUGUGAGGUAACAGCAUUAACCAUCACACCACCAAGCUGUCAACCCAGGCUUAACAAACUAGGAAAGCUAUGGUUACAAGGCUUGAUGCAGCAUUUUCUGUACGUUUUUGUCCUUGACAGGUUAAACCGCAAUAAAUAGCAAUAGCAUACACGUGGUGUGGGUGUAGUUGUCUGCCUCUUAAAACUCCAGCGAUUUUCCUGCAGUUUGACAUCUAAUGUGAUUUUCGUGAGUCCAGGCAACGAACCACUCUUACUAGAUUGUAUCAUGUCAUCUCAACAAGAACAAAUUAAGUUGCUGAAUUUCAUGCAGAUGCUACAUGAUUUAAUUAUGUUCACCAUAGAAACAUGAAAUUAUUUAGUUCAAAUUACAAGUUGUACAUGUAACAACCACACAAUUUCAUCUUUUUGAGUGUGUUUUGAUAGAAAAUUUAUGCCUUUGUCUGUCUGAACUACUUUGGACUUUGGGAGGCCAAAGAUGGUAAAAAAGCCUUUAUGAUUAGAGGAGCUGACUCACUCAAGGGCAACAAAUCAGUGACUAUCAGUGACCGAGAUCUACCAGUAUCCCUCAGGACUUUUAUAGUUUGCUCAACCUCUGGUUUGCUUGUUAAAGACAAAGAUCCCUGAAAGAUAAAUUGUUCAAAACAUGGAUCAGGCUCUGGGUUUGAAUUGUUUUAAUUAACCCCACCCCGGCUCCAACUUCCAAAGUUCAAACUCUGGCUGAUGGUUUGGGCUUUAUCCUGAGCCUCCAACUGUAAUCCUGCUAAACAUUCCUUGAGAAAUGCUUCUUCCUUUAUUCCAGGAAGUGAAAAGAACUAAUUGAGCUAGGUCAAGUGGUUAUUUUUUGCAAUUUUGGGUGUGUCUCGAUAGCAGCCAAUUCCCCAUCAUCCACUGGCAGAGCAAAUUUUGCUUGUGUAGAUCUAUUAGGUAAAACUGGAGGACAAGAUGAACCGAGCCCAAAAGUUUGUUUGAGACCACAUUUCUCAGAUCUCUCAUAAGCAUUUGCUUGCUCACAUUUAAUUCAAAGUGUUAUGCUAUGGACGACAAAUCUUCUUUUCUACACAAAUACAAUUCCGUCCAUGAAGCUUCCUUCAGAAACUUAAGUCAGAAGCAACAGCUGCCAUACUCAGCCCUGUUAACAGUCACCAAAAGCACAAGAUAAGAUAAGAAACAUAACAUAUAACUUUCACUAUCUAGUGUUUGGUUGAGAACAGGACAGAUCAGUCAGAGUUAACAACCAACAUCAAGCUAGCCACAAACAUAAACCUAUCAAAAAGACCCGACAUGGGUAGGCUCCUGCCUACAUAGCAGAGCUUAUAACAGCAGUCAGCUUCUCUGAUCAUCGGUUUAUAGUUCCACACUAUUUAUAACCAGAGGUGACCACGCUUUUCACGCAGUAGCUCUAAAACUUUGAAACAGCCUUUCUCAGCUCAUCUGGUUAGCUCAGUUAGUAUUUUAUUACAGUUUUUAAUUUAUUGAAUCAAUUUAUUUUUUUAAUAACUGCUGAAAUCAAUUUUUUGUCAUUAUUAAUAUCAAUGCAUUGUGUUUUGUUU